Molecule: messenger RNA, 471 nt
Organism: Labeo rohita (rohu)
Lineage: Eukaryota; Metazoa; Chordata; Actinopteri; Cypriniformes; Cyprinidae
Product: E3 ubiquitin-protein ligase TRIM39
Exons: 2
Coding region: 1-444 (147 amino acids)
Molecular function (GO): zinc ion binding
Source: RefSeq, a predicted model, not a curated record
AUGGAUUCACUAUCUGCAGAAGAACUUUCUUGUCCUGUGUGUCAAGAAAUCUUUAAGGCUGCUGUUAUUUUAUCAUGUAGUCACAGUUUCUGUAAAGAGUGUCUUCAACAGUUCUGGAGAAUCAAGGAAACUCAGGAGUGUCCUGUCUGCAGGAGAAGAUCCUCAAAAGACCAUCCUCCAUUUAAUCUUGCGUUACAAAACUUGUGUGAGUCGUUCCUGAAGGAGAGAAAUGAAAGACGUUCAUCAGGAUCUGAGGAGAUCUGCAGUUUACACAGUGAGAAACUCAAACUCUUCUGUCUGGAGGACAAACAGCCUGUGUGUUUAGUGUGCAGAGAUUCACAUGAACACAUAAAUCAUACAUUCAGACCCAUCAGUGAAAUUGUUUCAUCAUAUAUGGAGGAGCUCAAUACAGCACUGAAAUCCUUACAAGAAAAACAAAAUUAAAAGAGAAUGUGAGAAAACAGUUCAGCA